Ochotona curzoniae (black-lipped pika) is the source of this 2406-nucleotide messenger RNA. It is a transcript of the gene WSB1, whose product is annotated as WD repeat and SOCS box containing 1. The record is from RefSeq and is a predicted model, not a curated record. Gene Ontology annotation, biological process: intracellular signal transduction. The coding region runs from base 272 to 1537 and encodes 421 amino acids. Gene Ontology annotation, molecular function: protein binding. The transcript is spliced from 9 exons. Lineage: Eukaryota; Metazoa; Chordata; Mammalia; Lagomorpha; Ochotonidae.
GCGUUAGCCGUCGGUCGGUGGAUCUCUACCGUGUGGGACCUGUAGGCGGGAAGCAGCGCCCAGGGUCUAUUGUCUGUGAUUGUCUCCGGGGUUUGGUCCGGAGCCCUCCGUACCCGUCCCGGGGGUAGCCAAGCAGAGGCCACCCCAUCCGUCCCUUCCGCCCCCGGCCCCGGGAGGGACCGAGACCGCGUCACGCCCCUCAGGCGCUCGCCGUUCCCUCCUGUUAGUUGCGUCCGCCUCGUGUUCCCCGGAAUCAGACGGCACCCCAUAGAUGGCCAGCUUUUCCCCGAGGGUCAACGAGAAAAAGAUCGUGAGAUCACGUACUAUAGGCGAACUUUUAGCUCCAGCAGCUCCUUUUGACAAGAAAUGUGGUGGUGAGAAUUGGACUGUUGCUUUUGCUCCAGAUGGUUCGUACUUUGCUUGGUCACAAGGACAUCGUACAGUAAAGCUUGUUCCUUGGUCCCAGUGCCUGAAGAACUUUCUUCUGCAUGGCACCAAGAAUGUUACCAAUCCAAGCAGUCUAAGAUUGUCAAGACAAAAUAGUGAUGGUGGUCAGAAAAACAAGCCUCGUGAGCAUAUUAUAGACUGUGGAGAUAUAGUCUGGAGUCUUGCUUUUGGGUCUUCAGUUCCAGAAAAACAGAGUCGCUGUGUAAAUAUAGAAUGGCAUCGGUUCAGAUUUGGGCAGGAUCAACUACUCCUUGCUACAGGGUUAAGCAAUGGACGUAUCAAGAUAUGGGAUGUAUAUACAGGAAAACUCCUCCUUAACUUGGUUGAUCAUACUGAAGUGGUCAGAGAUUUAACUUUUGCUCCAGAUGGGAGCUUAAUCUUAGUGUCAGCUUCAAGAGACAAAACUCUCAGAGUGUGGGACCUGAAAGAUGAUGGAAACAUGAUGAAAGUGUUAAGGGGACAUCAGAACUGGGUGUACAGCUGUGCAUUUUCUCCUGACUCUUCUAUGCUGUGUUCAGUUGGAGCCAGUAAAGCAGUUUUUCUUUGGAAUAUGGAUACAUAUACUAUGAUACGGAAACUAGAAGGACAUUACCAUGAUGUUGUAGCUUGUGACUUUUCUCCUGAUGGAGCAUUGCUGGCUACGGCAUCUUAUGAUACUCGAGUGUAUAUCUGGGAUCCUUACAUUGGAGAAAUUCUGAUGGAAUUUGGGCACCUGUUUCCCCCUCCCACUCCAAUAUUUGCUGGAGGAGCAAAUGACCGAUGGGUACGAUCUGUGUCUUUUAGUCAUGACGGACUGCAUGUUGCAAGCCUUGCUGAUGAUAAAAUGGUGAGGUUCUGGCGAAUUGAUGAAGAUCAUCCAGUUCAAGUUGCCCCUUUGAACAAUGGUCUUUGUUGUGCCUUUUCUACUGAUGGCAGUGUUUUAGCUGCUGGGACACAGGAUGGAAGUGUGUAUUUCUGGGCCACUCCCAGACAGGUCCCUAGCCUUCAACAUUUGUGUCGCAUGUCAGUCCGAAGAGUGAUGUCCACUCACGAAGUCCAGGAGCUGCCCAUUCCUUCCAAAGUUCUGGAGUAUCUUUCCUAUCAGAGUUAGAGACUCUGCCUUCCUUGGUCCAGGGCUUGGCAGAGUACACUUUACACAAACCUCAAGCUUUACUUCAGUAUCUAUUUUGGUGCAUUCUUGUGCUGCAUUUUGAUGAGUUUAAAAUAUUAUUUAUAAGGGACCUAUUUCUGAACAUAUCAUAUGUAAAUUUUUAAAGGUAUAACUGUGAAAACUUGUAUGCAUACAUGUACAUAUUUAGAUGUAAGCUGCUGCGAGUUGAAUGGCCUCUGGCUUUUCUUAUUUCUAGUUCUGGUUGUGGAUACAGUACUUCAGCAGAGCCACAGUGCGUAGCUUUGCUUACUGUAAAGGAGUUUUUUAUUUUGGAGCAGUGAAUUAGAUUUUUAAAUACUGAGUUAGGAAAAUUGUAUUGCUUUACAGAAAAUGUGUAUGAUUAUAGGUGCUAGGUGUCUGGCUGACCUGUGCGUGACAGACGUUGUUGUGUAGGAAAGGAAUUUUUUCCAUUAGGGAUGGCAGCUGAGAGGUAGGAGUUAACAAAUGUAGUUGAGAGAGAACCAAAAAGGGGUCCCAUUCCCCUACUUCCAGUACUGCUGUGGGCUACGUUUUGGAAAGCAGCUUGCUUUUUACCCCUAUUGUAUAAAGUAUUAUACACUUUAGUCAAUUUGAAAAAUUCAUUUACUCUGUUACUAAGUAUUUUGUGUUUUGCUAAGGGACAGUUAUUUUAAGGCCAUGGAAUUUUUCUAAGUUGCUGAAGGCUCUGGUGUUAGUGAUUUGCCAGUAGAAACAGUGCAGUCUGUGUGUUUUGGUCUGUUAUUUAUCUUACCUAUAGAUACCAAGAAUGUAUGCAUUAUGUAAAAUGCUUGAUUAUAUAUUUUUGUUGAGUUUUUGAAAUAAAGUCUUGG